Molecule: messenger RNA, 890 nt
Organism: Eurytemora carolleeae
Lineage: Eukaryota; Metazoa; Arthropoda; Copepoda; Calanoida; Temoridae
Product: ras-related protein Rab-7L1
Exons: 10
Coding region: 79-699 (206 amino acids)
Molecular function (GO): GTPase activity; GTP binding
Source: RefSeq, a predicted model, not a curated record
UUAAACUACGUUUACAGACACUUCAACUUGUUUCAACUUAUUAAUACUGGUGCACCACCAGGUUCCCAGGAGUCAUCUAUGUAUCUGCAGCAGAGCUCACACACCAGUUCUAUCAUGUCAGAUAUCAAUGAAAUACAUGUCAUUCCAGAAAUGAGGACAAUGUCUCUACCCUCGACUUCAAGAAUGAAACAUAAGAAAAUGAAGGAUAUUGAAACAGUCUCUUUCUCUUCGGGAGACUCUCAGCCUGAAUCCGAUACUUUGGUAGAAGAACUUAUAGCUGUGCCAGAACAUCUGAUCAAGCCCAGGCCCAAUCUGCUGAAUAAAGUGGUUAAUAAAGACUACCACUUUAAAGUUUUAGUUAUAGGGGAUCCUGGAGUUGGAAAAACAUCGUUUGUUCAUCGGUAUACAGCAAACGCUUUUAGAUCUGACUACAGAGGAACUGUCGGGGUAGAUUUUGCCCUCAAGGUUCUUGAACUUCCAGGAAACACAAGAGUCAGGCUCCAGCUAUGGGAUAUUGCCGGUCAAGAAAGAUUCACCUGGAUGACCCGUGUUUACUUCAAAGAGAGUCAGGGCUGUAUUAUCAUGCUUGAUCUAACUAGUAAGAAAAGCCUUGAAAGUGUACGAAAAUGGAAAGCUGAUUUGGACAGCAAGGUUAGUUUGUGCGAAGGAAGGGUGUACCACCCCUAUAGCUGGCAUUAGUUAAACCCAGUUUAGAUGGAACAUUUAUAAGAUUCCACCUUAGGUUAGUUUGUGCGAAGGAAGGGUAUACCCCCCUAUAGCUAGCAUUAGUUAAACCCAGUUUAGAUGGAACAUUGAUAAGUUUGCACCUUAGUUUAGUUUGUGCGAAGGUAAAGGAAUACCAACCCUAUUGCUGGCAUUUGUUAAACCCA